AUGAACGAGGAAGACGAGUUCGGCCUGAACAAGAUGGUGCGGGACGCAGAUCCAAUGGAGCAGGACGCCAGGAGCGCUGUCAAGGACCAUCCGGACUUCACCUUCCUGGACGUAGCCGCAGCUCUGGAAGACAAGGGAGCGAUGCCGCUGUGGCUCACGCGCUUGCCAGUGGAAAAAGAUCCGAGCCACUGGACGAUUCUAGAGGUCCAUAUCCGUCCCGAUCGCUCCUGGGAGGUCAUUAAAGAGCUCCUUGCUACUGUCUGCAUCAGUAAAGGACUGUUAAUCGCUGAAGAAGACGCCGAGUCGGUGCUGUUCCGCAAGCGCGUGGUGCACGAAUCGAUGGCCCAUGGAAUGGCCAAUAUGGCUACAUUUCUCAAUGUUUACGUACGCGUUGGCGUCUCGUCGUCCAAGCUUCGGGUGAUUGAUAUCUGUACGUUGGUCAUGAACGAGAACAAGCUGCUGGGUGGCAUGAUGCCAACAGGAAGCAGCAGGUUGUGGACUGCUCGAGAUGCCAAGGAUUCGCACAAGUACGCUCUCGACCAACUACUAGGAGCCUUUCAGUCGACACUGCUUAGUCAGUGUCUACCGAUGAGUCAUUUGUACAUGUCGACGCCGGAAAAUUCGAUGGAUUCAGUGCAAACAGCUGAGCUGGAUGAAGGGUACGUUGAAGACUUGAAGAAAGCGUUCAGCAGUGAAAUGAAGACAAAUAUGAAGGAUCUAUGCAUUCCCCUGGAAUCCUAUGCGUAUGACCAAGAAUUCGCUUGCGCUCAGCUAAUCGGUCUGCUUGAACCGACCUUGAAGAAGUGCGCGAUUAGGCUGGUGGGCACGGUUACAAAUGACGCGUGCUUGAAGGAGAGCGAGAGCGUGAUUGUUGCCGGUACUCAAGAUCUGUCAAUAAAAGAGAACGUAUCCGAUCGGAAAGAAGGGUUGGCGCCUUUGCCGCACGAGAUAAAGCUCAAAAAUCCCUCCAUGUCAAAGUGUCGGGCAACACCAGCGGCACAGGACAAAAUCUAUGGCGAAGCUAUUUCCGAGAUGGUGCAAAAACUGCGAUUGGCGUGCAAAGAAGACUGUGAGAUACGACUACGAGCGAAAAUCGAAGAGAAACGACGACAGGUUACUGCACGGGUGGAAGCUGCGCAAAGCUUGCGGGCUCGUGCGAUCCGGGCGAUCGUGGAGGCGAGAGAUGCCCAAGUCUCAUACCUUAAUGAAUCUGCCGAUGACAACCGAAAUAGUGUGCUUCUUUACGAGACCUCUUGCGUGAUCAAUGGCAUUCCCGUCACCCUUCACGUAACGUAUGGAAACUUAAUAUAUCGGACCAUGGUGCCCAUGUUCGCGCACACAGCGAUCAUCCCUUUCGAUGACGUCCUGAACGUUAUCGAAACGGCGUCGUUUGGUAUCCAGGCAGUGUCUAUAGAGCUGGACUCGACAAAGCACGCAAAGGGGAUUACAAUUGCCAUGGGGCUCGAAGUGAAUUCGUUGUACCAGCUUUUGCGCGAGCUUUUUUCAAUGCACCGACAUGAGAUCAAGGCGAGCACUGCUGCUGUGCCGUCACUGCAACAACAAGAACUGGAGCAGAACCGGAGCGUGCUCCAAAUGAUCUUGGGCUCGGACGAAGAAGAGACAAAAGAGGAGAAGGCGACAAUGACUCCAGCAGUCGACGUGUCCAGUAGAUCAGCGCGUGCUAAUGAGGGUGGAUCCACAGCAGCCAGUACCCCGAAUUAG
Molecule: messenger RNA, 1722 nt
Organism: Peronospora matthiolae
Lineage: Eukaryota; Oomycota; Peronosporomycetes; Peronosporales; Peronosporaceae
Source: the annotation of a GenBank genome assembly